AUGAAGCGAGAAGGCGUUUGCACGAGAAGCCAGACCAAGAAACAAAAAGUUUGGACAGCUUGGCGAGGAAAUUCGCAUCCGGACAAUCCUUUCGAACAGGAAUUUGGCAGCUCAAGCGAUUCUGGUCAAGGUGUCUGGACGGAACUCAGUGAAGAAGUCGCCUCGAACUUAGCGGGCACUGUUGUAUCGCUUGCUUCAUUUGCUGAUGGAAACACUGUGUUUUUUGCAUGCACGGGCAUAAUUAUCGUAAACAAUCCUACUUUUACAAGUUGUCUGACUUCAUUAAGUUUGGUUAGAUCUAUUGAUGAUGACACCAAGAUCCUUCAUGAUAUGACGAUUGAAGUGCGCCUUCCGGAUAAUAAACUUGAACUGGGAUGGUUGGAAUCCUACGAUUUGAAAUACAAUAUUGCGGUUAUCAACAUCGGUCACUACCGCUCUCUUCAAGUAACAUGUCUAGAUCAUCAGCGGCAAUUUGAGUCUCACAGUAAAGUAGUUGCCGUAGGGCGUUGCUUCAACUCAGGAAAACUAAUGGCCACAGCUGGGAUGUUGACCGACAAUCCACAAGGAGCUUACCGGGAGGAGCUUGCCAUCUCCACAUGUGAAAUUACUAUGACUGGAUUUGGAGGGCCCCUUGUUGAUUUUAAUGGGGACUUCAUUGGGAUGAACUUUUAUGCUGAGAAAGAGACUCCAUUCCUACCAAGGAUUAAAAUUCUUGAACUCCUGUCGCAGUUCAGGGAAACAAUUCAGUGGAUGGCUCCAAAUAAGAAAGGACCUGGUAGUAAAAUUGAAAGAUCUCCUAGACCUUGUAAGCCUGAUUCAGAAGUCAGCUCAAGGAAGGGAGAGAAACUUAAGGAUCAGAAACCUUCCAUAUGUACUCUCUGUGAUCCAGAAUGUCAACCAGGACUCAUGGAUAGAUUAUUAUUAGAGCAGAAGUCUUUAUGUUCUGGGCGGCCGAGUUAUCCUUGUUUUGGCGUUCCUACAAAAAAGGAGCUGAGGUCCAAUGGUUAUCCCCUCCCAGUUUGGCAGAAUGCGGGCAUGCGUUUGCUUAACAAUUUUGAAGAGAAAUUUAGUGAAGAUAUCUGGAGUAAACUCGAAAGAAACGUUGCUUCAAAUAUGUCUCAAAGUGUUGUUGCAUUGGCUUCAUUCAGUGGAAAAACAAGGUGUUUUGCUUGCACUGGCGUAUUCAUAGACUGCAAUGGGUCCACCACAAGAGUUCUGACCUCGGCAAGUUUGGUUAGAACUUCUGACAAUGAAAACAAGGUUGCUGAUAACCUUAAGAUUGUAGUGUGCCUUCCAGAUAAUCGUCAUACCAGAGGGACAUUGCAACAUUACAGUAUACAUUAUAACAUUGCCGUAGUCCACAUCAAGAAUUUCUGCUGUACUCAGACAGCACAAAUUGAUAACCAGAUGCUAAUUAAACCUCAGAAGGAGGUAGUAGCUAUAGGGCGCGUCUACCAAUCAGGCAAUUUAAUGGCCACAAGUGGGAUCGUGAUUGACAAACCAAGUAAGCUUGGUUGCAAAGAGCUUAAGAUUUCCACCUGUAAAAUCACCAAGGCUGGGAUCGGAGGGCCUCUUAUUGAUUUUGAUGGAAAUUUUAGUGGCAUGAACUUCUAUGGCUUAGAAGAGGCUCCAUACAUACCAGUCAAUAUAAUUCUAAAAGUCUUGAAGAAUUUUGAUGCACAAGGGACUGUUGCUAGAGACGAUGAUGAUAGCCCAAACAGAUGGCCCGUGCCUAAGCCAUUUUGGUGCUAUCCCAAAUGGCACGAGCUUGAGGAAGGAAUAGAUGUGGAAGAAGAAAUUAUAUAUCAGCACAAGCUGAUCAUGUCUAGCAAGGUGAAAUCCAGCGCUCGUCACGCCUUAAGCUGCUGA
Messenger RNA from Triticum turgidum subsp. durum (durum wheat), 1869 nucleotides. The record is from the annotation of a GenBank genome assembly. Lineage: Eukaryota; Viridiplantae; Streptophyta; Magnoliopsida; Poales; Poaceae.